AUUAAUUAAAAAUAAAAUAUCUUUCUUAAAAAUUUUGAACUGAUAUUUUUGUUGCUUAAAUUUAAUUAACAAUUUUAUUUGCGAAAUAAAUAUUGUGCUCCGCAAGUAUGUCCAAUCUUUACGAUCAAAUUAAAUUACUUUACGAUCAGCAGUUGUACUCGAAUGUCAUUUCUCUGGCUAAUUUAGUCUUAUCAUUGAGUGAUCAUAAUGGUGAUCUCUUGCCACCAACUGCCAAAUUUCUUAUUUAUGUACAUUGUGCUGAUUCGCAUUUUCACCUUGGAGAGUAUCGUAAAGCCGAGUCAUUAUAUAAAAAAUCCAUACAAUUCCGAAAGUUUUUAUUGAAAUCAAAGAGCACAGCAAAAACAAAUAAUCAAGAAAGUUACAAAGAUCUUCUGUCAGACAUUGACAUAAAAUAUCAAAUUUAUGUUUGUUUAAUGAAGUUGAAAAACCAAUUGGAAGCUCUACAAAUUUUGCAAAGUAUACCUGGAAAACAACGAACAGCUAAGGUAAAUAUGGCAUUAGCAAAAAUAUUUCACGAUCAAGGAAUGGAGCGGUCAGCAAUUACUACUUACAAAGAAGUUUUACGAGAGUGUCCAUUAGCUUUAGAAGCCGCAGAAGGUCUUCUUUCACUAGGAGUUAAAGGAAUUGAAGUAAACUCCCUAAUUGUUGGAUCUACUGCCAUCACGCCGAAUCUAGACUGGUUAAAUACUUGGAUAAAAGCCCAUGCUCAUAUGCAUAAUCGGGAGUAUAGUCACGCAGUUUCAACUUUUAAAAUAUUAGAUAAUGUUAACUAUCUUCGUGAUAAUUUUAAUUUAUUACUAACUAUGGGCGAGUGUUAUUAUUGUGCCGGAGAUGAUAAAAAUGCGUUAGUGUGCUUGAGGCGAGCGAGAGCUAUAGAACCAGAUACUAUCAAAGGACUAGAUCUAUAUGCAGCUGUAUUAUAUAAAGGACAACACAUCAAAGAUUUAGAAAAAUUAAUACCUACUUUGACGGUAAACAGUGAAUGUUCAGCUGAAGUUUACGUCGCAAUGGCUUAUACUCUGUACGCAGGUAGAAAACUCAACAGAGCAAAUACUUUGGCUGCUCAAGCUAUCAACCUCAAUCCAAUUAAUGUAGAAGCCAUUAUUUUACGUGGUAAUAUUCUAAUUGAACAAAAAAAAUAUCAGGACGCUUUACAUCAAUUCAGAGCAGCUAUUCAAAUUAAACCAUAUCGAUAUGAGCCCCAUAAAGGAUGUGUGGAUUGUUAUAUUGGUAUGCAUCGUUUACGGGAAGCCUUGAAUAUUGCAAGCAGUGCUUGUAAACAACUAGGUCAUACUCCAAGAGUUUUGUCUUUGUAUGCAUCGGUUCUGAUGAAAGAUCCAGUCUCAGUAGGAAAAGCUAAAAAUCUUUUAGACAAAGCUUUAGCUCAAGAUGAAUCAUAUUUACCAGCUGUUUAUUAUUUGGCUGAAAUAUAUGAACAGGAAAUGAAUUUAGAAUCUGCUAUUGAUUUACUGGAGAAACAAGUUGAAAUUCAACCGAAUUGCAAAUUACACCAAAUGUUAGGCGAUCUCUGUGCGAGAGUGCACAAUGAAGAAAAAGCUUUAGAUCACUAUGCAAUUGCUUUAAGUCUUGAUCCUAGCAACAGAAGAGCACUUGAAGGCAUGCAUCGCUUAGACAGUACAGCUACUAAAUUUGAAACGCCAUAUUAUAUGAAUGUGGGUGAAGAACAUGCUGAUACAACUUACGACGUCGGAGACGGCCUACCUGACUCUGAUAAUGAUGAAGCUGUUGAAGAAAGUGAAACAGAAGCAGUUUGGUCUGAUAUGGAUUUAGAAGCCAAUAGUCAGUAAAAUAUUGAUCAUUUUACUUACUAAAAAUUAAUUGAAUAAUCGGUGAUUGAGUCACUGAGUAAAAUAAUUUAUUUGUAAAAUUUUUUUUUUUAAUCUAUUAAAAAAAUGACGCGCAAAAUUUGAUACAGUUUUGUAGUAGCAAUGAAAGUGCCAAUUUGAUUUUUUGAGUUGUAAUUAUAGUAAUUUCAUAGUAAAUCAUUUUUCAAAAAUAUAAUGGUCUAGAAAUGGGGUUCUAUGGUGUGGCUUAUAAAAAAUUUUUUAUGAUUUGAUUGAUUUGAAUAUUUUAUAAAUAGCCUAUUAGAUUUGACUAAAUUAAAUGACAAUAUGAAGUUAACAAUUUUUAAGUUGAAAUUCAAUUUUUAAUAUUAAA
Messenger RNA from Cotesia glomerata, 2199 nucleotides. It is a transcript of the gene APC7, whose product is annotated as anaphase-promoting complex subunit 7. Gene Ontology annotation, molecular function: protein binding. NCBI's taxonomy places the organism in Eukaryota, Metazoa, Arthropoda, Insecta, Hymenoptera, Braconidae. The transcript has 6 exons. The coding region runs from base 108 to 1829 and encodes 573 amino acids. The record is from RefSeq and is a predicted model, not a curated record. Gene Ontology annotation, biological process: cell division.